Acaulospora colombiana is the source of this 696-nucleotide messenger RNA. The record is from the annotation of a GenBank genome assembly. Lineage: Eukaryota; Fungi; Glomeromycota; Glomeromycetes; Diversisporales; Acaulosporaceae.
AUGCACAGGCCUCUACAGAUUCCCGGAGCAUUUCCUAAACCAGAAACAGCUCGGAAAGUUUAUCUGACAAAAAAAUACUUUAACUGUUGGCGAGAGAGUACUUCUAGAAUAAAGAAGAAGAUAGCGUUGGCGAAAGAGAUCUAUGAAUUUAACAAGAAGGCUUACAGCUUUUUGCUGUGGGUCAACAUGACCAGAAAUAGUAAAAUGAAAAAGAUGAUAGCUAAGAAUGUCAGCUUUUCAGCCAAAGAAGAAGAUCUACCGCCCAUCUCUAUAUUAAAACAGAAACCGGGAGCUUCUCGAAGGAUUCCUCUCAAACAAAAUCUACAAUUUUCGAAAAACCUCGAACAAGUUUAUAGCUAUAGACCCGUGGAGGAUAAAGACAUGAUUUACAUACAAAUCAUCUCGGAUAAGGAGGCCGAAGAAAACAUGGAAGUCGACUUAAAUGAAACCAAAAAUAACGAGAAUACGGAACCAAUGAGAAUAGACGAAUUCGAUGAAUGUCCGGAAAAAGAUGCGAUGGAGGAUGAUGAAAAUGAGAUGAGCAUCGUCGCUGUCCAUAAGAUAGCUGAAUUUUAUGAGUUCAAAUACUUGAAACGUUCAGAAAAACAUAUAGUUUUGAAGAAAGCUUUCCAAAUGUAUAGAUACGGCAGCUUAGACAACAAGGAUUUGCAAAGAAAGUUGUUGAAGUUGAUCUAG